AUGGCGCCACCGUCCGAACCCGCGCCCGAGCUCGAGGCCGACGUCAAGGCGUACGCCUCGUCUCUUGGGUUCGCUCCUCGCGCGAGCGACGGCGCCGUCACCCGCGGCUUCGACGACCGAGACUUCCGCGCGGAACACUUGAGAAAGAAGGAGGCGGCGGCGGCGCGGCGCGCGAAAGAAAAGUCAUCGACGACGCGCGAGGACGACGCGCGAGACGACGGCGAGCGCGGCAGAGGAAAGAAACGCGCGCAGACGAACGAUGCUCGCGCGAACGCGUCACAAAAAGCGACGCGGGACAAGGCAAACGAUGGGAAGAAGACGUCGCGGGACGACGGCGACGGCGACGGCGACGGCGACGCGGCGGCUCGAGAGCGGCCGUCGGGAAAGAAACGACCGUGGAAUCCAGGGGCGGGGCCUAUGCCGAGUAAAGGCGAUGUAAAGGGAGGUAAAUCGAAUCGCGAUGGUGGUGCGAAUGCGAGCGCGUCGGGGGGGGCGUGGUACGAGGCGAGCGAGGCUUUGGACGCCGAACUCGGGAGCGCUGGCAAGCGCGGGAAAUCCAAGUCGGAACCGACGCGCGGUGAGCUGGAAGAGAAGGAACGCAUGGCGAAGAAUGCGCUAGAAGAUCGAGUGAACACGUACGCCAAACGCAUGCAGCGACACAGCGAUGCAAACGCGAAAUGGUUGGAGAUGGUUCGCACAAACGGUACGGCGAGCGAUAAAGUAGCCGCCAACGUGUUGAGCGUGACCGAGGACCCAGCGGCGAACUUGAAAGCGCUGGAGAAUUUACUAGGAAUCGUCGAACGCGCUCGAGCGAGUGGGGGCAAACGUGGGGCUGUGCAAUCGAUCACCGCGCUCGAGACGUUGUUUCGGGAAAGCCUGCUCCCCGAUCGAAAGCUGCGAUAUUUUAGCGAACAGCCCCUCUCGGUGGCGGCGAGUGCCCCGCACGAACGCAAGCGAUUGAUGUACUGGUACGUCGAAGACUCUAUUAAGCGUAUGUACUUGCGGUUCAUUGCGGCUUUGGAUGAGUUAUCUCGAGAUCCUUUGCCGAUUCUCAAGGAAAAGUCUUUGAAGAGCGCGUACGCACUACUCAAAUCCAAACCCGAAGGCGAGCGUCAGUUGUUGAACAUAAUGGUCAACAAACUCGGCGAUCCGUCGAGAAAAAUCGCAUCCAGCGCGUCGUAUUUGUGUUUAGAGCUCAUCAAGGCGCACCCUGCGAUGAAGCGCAUCGUCGCACGAGAGGUGGAAGCGUUCACGUUUCGAAGAGGCGUGGGAUUGAAGGCGCAGUACUACGCCGCGGUGAUGAUGAAUCAAAUUCCUCUCGGGCACAAGGGCGAUGGACCGGCGUUGGCUGAGCAGCUCAUCGAGGCGUACUUUGGAUUGUUUCAGUAUUUGUACAAUUUGUCGCUGAAGAAAGAUCCCGCGAAAGAAGAAGAGGCUAAGCCCGAGGUGAAGAAGAAGGACAAAAAACGUCAUCGAGACGGUGGCCGGGGUCGCGGCGGUCGCGGCGGUCGCGGCGGUCGCGGUGGCCGUGGACGCGGUGGUAAGGAUAGCAACAAACCAACACAACCAGUGCAAAUCGGUGCAGGCGUUGACGCUCGAGUCGUCUCCGCCUUACUCACGGGAAUCAAUCGCGCGUUUCCGUACGUGGCGAGCGAAAAAAUGGACGCUCUCAUCGAUCGCAUCUCUCCCGCCUUGUUCACUAUUGCGCACUCUCCAAAUCUCAGUGGGGCGUUGCAAGCGAUGAUGUUGCUAUUUCAGUUGCUAUCGGCUCGUUCAUCAGUGAGCGAUCGAUAUUAUCGCGCACUGUACGCCUUGCUGUUGCAUCCGGGACUGUUGCGAUCGGCGAACAAUGCGCAAGUAUUAUCGCUUAUUUUCAAGAGCUUGCGCGAGGACGUCGUUCCGAAGCGCUCGGCGGCGAUGGUGAAACGUUUGUUACAAGUGGCUUCGCAAGCACCGGCUACGUUCGCGUGCGGUGCGCUCAUGGCGGUUAGUGAGUUUUUGUCGAAGCAGCCUUCGCACUGGAACGCCAUUCGAGUACCGCGAGAGACUGAAGAGGAUGGCGUCGAGCACUUCAGCGACGUCAGAGACGACGAAGACGAAACAAACGAAGGGACUGGGUUGUUUGAGGGCGAUAAAACGACGGAAAGAACGCCCAAAGCGACGAAAAGUGACAGCGAAAAGUCCUCAGAUGAUGACGAGGAUGCCGACCAAGCCAACGCCGUCGAUGGCGAAAAAGGCUCGAACCGAGUCGGCGGGCCGAGCGAGCGAUACGACAUGGAGAAGCGAGAGCCCAUGUACGCGCGCGCGGAAACUUCGUGCUGGUGGGAACUCAAUGUUCUCGCCGCGAACGCUCACCCGUCAGUCUCCGCGAUGUCCCGCACUUUGCUCGAAGGCAAGCCAAUUGAAUACGACGGCGAUCCUCUCUCUGACAUGACGCUCACCGUGUUCCUUGACAAAUGGUUGCAGAAGAAGCCGAAGAAAAGAUCCAAGGGUGGUUCUCUAGUCAUGCGAGCGUUGGAAUCCGACGCGAGCGCGGCGUACAUGCCCGGCACGGACGAAUUUGCGUCGCUCAUGGAGUCCGAAGUUGACCCUUCCGACGUCUUCUUUCAUCGCUACUUUGCCAACAAGACGGAGAAGGCGGCGGCGAAGAAGAAAAAGGCGGACAAGAAAACGACAGACGACGACGACCAGGCAGAAUCCGAGUCAGAUGCCGACGGCGAGCUCCCGAAGAAGAAAUUCGACGACAGCGAAUCCGAAGGCGACGACAGCGAAGACGAACUCGCGGUGGAGGAAAUCAACAUCAACGACGCCUCCGACUCGGAGGACGACGAAGAGCUCGCGAUUCCACUCAAGAAGAUCCGCAAGAACGAUUUCAAGGAGGAUAGCGACGACGCCGCGGACGAAGAGUUCGGCAAGUCUGAGCGCCAGGAAGAAGCGAUCGAAGACGAGCGAUACGAUUUGGACGCCUUCGCGGCGGCGUACGGCAGACAACCCGGGUACUUGAUUCGCGAAGCCGCAGAGCGCGAGAGAGCGGCGGAAGCGAAGGCGAUCGAGGCGAUCAAACGCGCGGUUCAGCGCACGCCCACGGGUGCAAACGAUGAAGACACCAUCGACGACGACUUUACCGCCGGCGGCGUCUUCGCCUCGGCCGAAGAAUACGAAACCAUGAUCAACACCGACGCCGUCAACGCCGUGGAUCCGAACAAGCUCGACGACGACGAAGCCGACGACGAGGAAGCUGACAUCGAAGUCAACGACGACGACGACGACGACGACGACGACGACGACGACGACGACGACGAGCCAUCGCCGCCACCAUCGAAAAAGACCAAACCGUCUCCGUCGUCGUCCUCGAAGAAGACGUCCGAGCGCCGUCGCUCGCGCGCCGAAUAGCGCCGCGACGUCCGCGUCGAAUCGUGUAGUCACUCCGCGUCGUUACGCGGCGUAG
This is a messenger RNA of Ostreococcus lucimarinus CCE9901, 3448 nucleotides long. RefSeq lists its product with no specific name. Gene Ontology annotation, cellular component: nucleus. The transcript has a single exon. Bases 1 to 3393 code for a protein of 1130 amino acids. The record is from RefSeq and is a predicted model, not a curated record. Lineage: Eukaryota; Viridiplantae; Chlorophyta; Mamiellophyceae; Mamiellales; Bathycoccaceae.